Molecule: messenger RNA, 960 nt
Organism: Physeter macrocephalus (sperm whale)
Lineage: Eukaryota; Metazoa; Chordata; Mammalia; Artiodactyla; Physeteridae
Product: brevican core protein-like
Exons: 6
Coding region: 1-960 (319 amino acids)
Biological process (GO): central nervous system development; glial cell differentiation; positive regulation of neuroblast proliferation
Cellular component (GO): synapse; perineuronal net
Source: RefSeq, a predicted model, not a curated record
AUGACUGACAGCCCAGUAUCUUUCCCCUUAGUGGGGUUGAACCCUGAAGGCCUUCCUGGACACUCCUCUCGGCCCCUGUUAGACGUGGCCCACACUGGUUACUGUGUCCCCAGCCCCUGCCACAAUGGUGGGACGUGCUUGGAGGAGGAGGAGGGGGUCCGCUGCCUAUGUUUGCCUGGCUAUGGGGGGGACCUGUGCGAUGUUGGUGAGUGUGCUGAGGGGCUGCGGUGGUGGGAGGAGCCCAGUCCCUGUCUGGGGACCCAGCCUCUCAGAGUUUCUGGGUCCUCCCGCCUAAGGUGCCUGCCCUUCUGUGUCCUAGGCCUCCGCUUCUGCAGCCCCGGCUGGGACGCCUUCCAGGGCGCCUGCUACAAGCACUUUUCUACACGAAGGAGCUGGGAGGAGGCGGAGAACAAGUGCCGGAUGUACGGCGCGCACCUGGCCAGCAUCAGCACGCCGGAGGAACAGGACUUCAUCAACAAUCGAUACCGGGAGUACCAGUGGAUCGGGCUCAAUGACAGGACCAUCGAAGGCGAUUUCCUGUGGUCAGAUGGCGUCUCCCUGCUCUAUGAGAACUGGAACCCUGGGCAGCCAGACAGCUACUUCCUGUCCGGAGAGAACUGCGUGGUUAUGGUGUGGCACGAUCAGGGACAAUGGAGUGAUGUGCCCUGCAACUACCACCUGUCCUACACCUGCAAGAUGGGGCUGGUGUCCUGUGGCCCCCCACCAGAGCUGCCCCUGGCUCGAGUAUUUGGCCGUCCACGGCUGCGCUAUGAAGUAGACACAGUGCUUCGUUACCGGUGCCGGGAGGGGCUGGCCCAGCGCAACCUACCACUGAUCCGCUGCCAGGAGAAUGGUCGCUGGGAGCCCCCCCAGAUCUCCUGUGUGCCCCGCAGGCCUGUGAGUGCCAGGAGGAGGCAGGUGGGGGACACUAGCCAACACAACCCUGGGCUCCAGUCCUAG